Molecule: messenger RNA, 1137 nt
Organism: Leptopilina heterotoma
Lineage: Eukaryota; Metazoa; Arthropoda; Insecta; Hymenoptera; Figitidae
Exons: 5
Coding region: 586-1137 (183 amino acids)
Source: RefSeq, a predicted model, not a curated record
CAAAAAUUGGAAGUCAUAAAUAAACGAAGAAAUGAUGGAGAGGAAUUUUCUGACACACAGUUAAUUGAAGCAGGAACUCUUCAAGACGAAAUAGGCUUUAAUAACUUAAAUAAUUUUAAUGAGGAUGAGGAAAAACAGAACGUCGAUGAUGAAAUUGAAGAAAUAGAUCAAUUAGAUGACGAAACAGAUCGAGAAUUGUCUAAAGUAGUUACAACAUCCAAACAAAUACCCAAAGAAAAUCAUGAACUACAUAAACAAGCUGCAAUAUCAACUCCACCAGAAGACAGACUUUCAUCUCCACUGACACUUGAACCAAUAUCUCGACCAAGGCCCAAACCAAAUCAUCAACCAUCGGUAGAAUCAAAACAUUAAAAAGUAUAUGAACCAUCAGUUCGACUAUUACCUCCAUCAUCAGAGCGACGAUCAGAUGGAUCAUCAGUUGGACCAUCAAUUCAAUCUGGACCUCAAACACCGCCUCAACUAAAAACACAACCCUCAACUACAAAAUCUUCAGAAGAGGUAGAAGAUGGAAACUUUCGUAAUGGUACGGAAAAAGAUAUAAGAAUAUUUAAAAAGUUAAAUACUAUGGGCGUGUUGCUGGAACAUAUAUACCACCAUGUCAACACACUGAGGCAACCCUUUGAAGAAGAAGAUGAGUUUGAUGAAGUAAUGACUGAAUUUCCUGUGACAUCAGCAGAUGACGUCCAGCUCAUCGAAAAUAAACUUAAGGAUGAUGCUUUUUUUACUAAAGUUGUAAAAGCGUUAAAAUCGAUUGGAAAGUUUACGACCCUUAGUAUGACCGUCAAAAAUGCGAUGAAUAAAAUCCUAUCUCCACAGGUCGGAAUGACUUUCAGCUAUAAGGGAAGAAGUGGUAAAAAGCCAGCAUUUCUCGAAACAUCUAUGCAUAAAGUUGUAUUUCAAUCCGUUCGAAAAUUAUAUAAAAAGAAAGUUGAAAACAACGAAAUUCUUCAUUGGAUGCAGAAUUGGGUGGAGCAGUGUUCUUCUGAAGUGAAACGAAAGAAGGCAAAGGAGGAAAAGCAGAGGAGAGCCGAAGAAGCCCAGAUUCUUCUUGAAGAUGAUGAUGACGACGAUUAUGACGAUGAUGAGACCGAGGAUAAGGAUAAUGAGAGUGAAUAA